AUGGGCGUACCCGGCGAGGCUUGGGCGUUGGCUCUGAGUGAGGAUGGCAGCUACCUGGCCGCCACGACCAACGACGGUAGGAUCAAUGUGUGGGACACCACAAAAGAGGGCAAGCCAAAGAUUCAAGACUACGAAACGGGAAGCCCUGGUUCAGGCAGCUUUGGUAUGAGCGUCGAUUUGAGCAUGGAUGGAAAGUUCACGGCAAGUGGGCAUCAAAAUGGAGCGAUCUACAUCUUCAACAACGACACAGGGCGCAUAGCGUUCUCACUCUCGGGCCUCGCGAAACCCGUCCGCGCAGUCGCUUUCUCGCCUGGCAGCACCAGGCUGGCCGCCGCAGGCGAUGCCGGCAUCAUCGCCAUUUACGACAUGAAGCACGGCGAGCACGUUAGUAAUCUGACAGGUCAUGCGUCCUGGAUCACCACUCUGGACUGGAGCGACAGUGGGGAGUAUCUUCUCAGCGGCGCGAUGGAUGGCAAGGCAAAGGUGUGGUCCGUGGAGCGCAGCACUUGCGUUGCAACACACAGCGAGACAGAUAAGGCGUUGUGGGCUGCGAGGUGGUUGCCCAAGACCGGAAGAAGCGAGAUGUUCUGCACGGCUGGUGCGAACCGCAGUAUCUCCUUCUAUCGCGAGGCUACAGGUGGUUAG
Molecule: messenger RNA, 645 nt
Organism: Emericellopsis cladophorae
Lineage: Eukaryota; Fungi; Ascomycota; Sordariomycetes; Hypocreales; Bionectriaceae
Product: meiotic recombination protein Ski8/Rec14
Exons: 3
Coding region: 1-645 (214 amino acids)
Cellular component (GO): Cdc73/Paf1 complex
Molecular function (GO): protein binding
Source: RefSeq, a predicted model, not a curated record